UGGGCCAUCAGUUGACCAUUUGCGGUACGUUGCUGCCACCUGUUGGGCAGGAUAAUUCGCUGCACCCAUGGUUUUUGUCACAGUUUUGGUCAUAAGCUCAUUCACUUUCACAGUGUGGUGUCUGGCGUAUCAUUGACACUCGUGAGUGCUUUCGGUUGCGUUUCUGCCUCGGAAAUAUAUGUCUUUUCACAAUAUUAAGACGGGUGUCCUCACAUAAAAACAAGAAAAGACAAAGCCUUGUGGUUUAUGGAGGUGCAUUCAAUGUUAGCUGGCUGUCGGGCAGUGCACAAAGGAAACGCACUGUUUUGGGCAGUACAGUGAAAAGACAUUCACACAUCGGGCUGGAACACCAGAAAACAGCACUAGGUAAAAUGAGUCUAUGGUCAAGAAAAACAUAUCAGCAUGACGACGUGCGAAAUGAGUCUGCAGGAGGCGAACAACGCCCGGAGGGAAGGCAACCUCUGCAAACAUUCGACGUCAAAUCGCUGUCAUCACGAGCAUCCAGCAGACCUUCUCUGCGUUCAGUAUCAACAGCUUCUUCUGCUACAAAAGCAUACGCCAAGGCAAAGGCAGCUACAGCAGCAUUAGCUUACGCAGAAAAGGAGGCUGAUAUAAUGCAACAAAAGGCCAACCUGGAGGCCAAACUGCAUUUAUUAAAGUGCCAAAAGGCUGCUGCCGCCGCUUCAGCUGAAGCAGCUGUGUAUGAGGAAGCUGAAAGCGGGGAGUCCAUGCCAGUACGUCGUAUUAAAGAGGAGCCGAUGGAUGUCACCCAACGCACUAGUGAAUAUGUUCACCAGCAGUGCGAAAACUUCUGUGAACAAACUUCGAAGUGGGCAUCAGAAAGACAAGAAACGCAAGUUAGUGACUAUGGAGCAACUGCACCCAGAGCAGCUGCGUCAUCCAAUAUGCAAAAUGCAGGUGACCGACAAAUUAAAAAAGAGAAAGCUGACAUUUUUUCUCCCAGUAAUCCCCAGUCAAAUUCAUCUGGACAGCAUCCAUCUGGAUUACAAAGCGGACAAGACUUUGCAAAAUAUCUGAUUCGUAGAGAAAUUAUAAGUUCUGGACUAAUUCAAUUUGAUGACAAGCCGGAAAAUUAUUGGUCCUGGAAAGCGUCAUUUCUCAGCGCUACCAAAGAUCUUAAUCUAUCAGCAAGAGAAGAGCUGGAUUUGCUGUCAAAAUGGCUGGGCGUGGAAUCAUCACAGCAAGCAAAAAGAAUUCGUGCUGUACAUAUUCUUAACCCAGAAGCAGGAGCUCGCAUGGUAUGGCAACGUCUUGAAGAAAGUUAUGGCAGUCCUGAAGUCAUCGAAGAUGCUCUCCUCAAAAAAGUGGAACAAUUUCCUCGGUUGAGCAAUAAAGACAAUGCCAAGUUGAGAGAUUUGAGUGACAUAUUACUCGAACUGGAGUGUGCUAAAGAAGAUGGUGCACUACCAGGGCUCACAUAUUUGGACACAGCACGGGGCACAAGACCUAUAGUAGAGAAGCUUCCUUAUAACAUCCAAGAGAAGUGGAUCACAUUUGGAAGUAAGUACAAGGAGGAUUACACGGUUCCUUUUCCUCCAUUCUCCGUAUUUUGUGACUUCGUACAGCGCCAAGCAAGAAUAAAAAAUGAUCCUAGCUUCGCAAUGCACUACGUAAGCAGUCAAUCAUCACCCAAAUUCGAAAGGCCUGUCAAGCAUAGUGGUAAAUCUUUCAUCAACGUACACAAGACAGAGAUCCCGGAUGAGCCACCAAACAGCGAGAGCAUCACGCCUGCCACAGAAUUAGUUGAGCCGGACCGUCAGUGUCCAAUACACAAAAAACCACACCCAUUAAAAAAGUGCAAGCUGUUCCGAAACAAACCACUAGAGGAGCGCAAAACCUAUCUGAGAGAUAAUCGCAUAUGCUACAGAUGUUGUGGGUCUACACAACAUAUGGCAAAAGACUGUAAGGUGGUUGUAAAGUGUAUUGAGUGUAAUAGUGAAAGACACAUAUCAGCUCUGCACCCUGGUCCACCAGCUGAAGCUACACACCAGAGUACAACCAACAAAAACGACAGCGGGGAGCAAAGUGAAAGCUCAUCGUCGUCAGUCAACUCCAAGUGCACAGAGAUUUGUGGAAGUGAUAAUGGCUCACGUUCAUGUUCUAAGAUCUGCUUAGUGAAGGCAUAUCCUGCUGGUCAAAGAGAGAAAGCCGUUAAAGUGUAUGCUGUGUUGGACGAACAGAGCAACAAGUCUCUUGCUAAGACUGAAUUCUUUGAAAUUUUCAGUGUGAACUCUCAGAUGAUGCCAUACACACUGAAAACAUGCUCAGGAAGAGACAUCUUAAGAGUGCACAAAGUAAGAGAACAGAUCAACGGACCAGAUAAUGCUCCUUAUGCACAACGGCUGGACCUAGGGUGGGUCAUCAUCGGAGAUGUGUGCCUAGGAACAGUCCACAAGCCUUCAGAUUGUCCAAAUGCUAUCAACGUCAAAGAAGACUACAGCAGCAUGCAGAAACAUCGUCGUCUAACACCACAAGCGAGCAAGGAGAACAAGCAUGCGUUACCGUGCACCGAUACUCUUGGAUGUUCAGUGUUUGAUAGAACUCCAGAUGAUAAUAAACCAGCUUCAUCAAUAGAUGACAACGCAUUUCUAACUCUCAUAGACUUGGAGGACCGCUACGUCGGCGUGACAGUGUGA
Molecule: messenger RNA, 2657 nt
Organism: Corythoichthys intestinalis (scribbled pipefish)
Lineage: Eukaryota; Metazoa; Chordata; Actinopteri; Syngnathiformes; Syngnathidae
Exons: 5
Coding region: 372-2657 (761 amino acids)
Source: RefSeq, a predicted model, not a curated record